Messenger RNA from Rhipicephalus microplus (southern cattle tick), 699 nucleotides. RefSeq lists its product as uncharacterized. The record is from RefSeq and is a predicted model, not a curated record. NCBI's taxonomy places the organism in Eukaryota, Metazoa, Arthropoda, Arachnida, Ixodida, Ixodidae.
CCGCGGCGCGCUGCGGCCAGGCCUGUCCAUCUCCCUCCGCCAUUUGAAGCGAACAAUUGGGGUUUCGUGUCGAGUGCUCGGACGGCGUUUUUACCGGUUUUAAAGAGAGAAAAAACGUCUCCAGUGGGACGCUGAUCGCUGGAUUGUCGUCGACCCUGUGCCAGGAUCUUGUGUGUUUUACCCUUGCCGUGCUCGGAUUAACCGCUGUGUGAAUGUGCCUGGCGAUGUGCUGCUGCACCCGGAGGCGCGGCGGUUGAUUCGGCCGCCGCGGCCGCCGCCGCGUUGUCUGUCGCCAUGGAAGGCGAAGCCAAAGUGCGGGGCUCCCGCUGUCGGCGCCGCGAAAGGGCCGCUCGGAUGCAAAAGCAGGCUAUGCGCGGCGGUCAGAGUGCCGACGAGGCCGACGAAUCGCCCGGCCGCUCGGCGUCCAAGCCCCCGAGGCCUCCGAACCGCAAGAAAAGGAAUAAGGAGCCCAUCUUUGAGGAGGAUGUCAUCGACGGCUUUGCCAUUCUCAGCUUCAGGACGUACGAGGAUUUGGAGAGCACGAUCAAGAGCAGGGAGCCGGAGACUCGGCCGUCGUCUCCGGAGCCCUUGCUCAACUCCAAGAUCAACUGCAACGACAAACACCCCCCGGCAUCCUCGCCAACGCCCCCGAGGACCAAGACCAAGCCUGCCAGGACGAGCCUAAACAAGACCAACUAA